CCCGACACUAGCCGAAACACUUCCUCUACUCCCGAUCAUAGAAGUCUGAUGUUGUCGGGUUGGGGGUGAUGGUGUGGACGAUAUUAAUGAAACAAAGAUUUUUCAACAAAACCAUCACUCCUCAGCCCCUCCCAGUCCAGUGAUUUUCGGCUUCGAGGCUUGACAAAGAUCCUGACCAUUAAAGAUGAAUGCAAUCAGCGCUGCAGUGUUGAGCACCCUGUUCGGCAUGGCUGUGUCAUCUAUGAAAGUUAAAGAGGAACACAGGACAGCCUUCUUUGGGGAGGACGUUCACAUUGACGUCCCGCCUGGGAACCUUGGUGAGGUCGUGUUCAAACCCAGGACCAACCACUCUGCUGAGGUGGUUCUACUGCAAGCGGGACAGGUGGUGAGUCCACGGGGCCGCCUCACCCCUCAGGGACACCUGGUGCUGGACGACAUGCUUGAGGAGGACGAGGGGGUGUAUGUGAUCAAGAACACCUACAGCCCCAAAACAGUCAAGCACCUCAUCAUCAUUGUCAGGGACUGCGCUUUGGAACAGGUUGUGAAGUAUGGAGAAACGUACCAAAUCAAUCUCAACCAAGUCGAAGGCCCCAUCACCCUGGAGUUCAGGUUUUACACUGAUUGCUCAUGUGGUAGUUUCAGUAACUCUCAUUCACUUCCCUUCUCUCCGAACCUCAGGCCCGCUCUGACUCAGCCCAAUCAGACUGAGAUACAUCACACAACAGAGCCUCCAACACGGGUGCUGUACAACCAGACGGCGGUGCUGGCCGAGGAGUACGUGGGGCGUCUCAGCGUGUCGGAGAAAAAGAUAACACUGCACUCGGUCAAGAUGACAGACGAGGGAAGCUUUACAGUGUUGGACCGUGAGGGCAAAGUGAGAAAGAGGAACUGUCUGAAUGUGAGAGAGCACCAGGAAUUCCUCCGCCUCUCCCACGGAGAAAACCGGAGGAUAAAACUCUACUUGCACCACUCCAACGCUAACAUUGUCUACAGGUCCAAAUCUGACAAUCAGGGCCGGCUCAUCCUGGAGCAGGGGCUUCUGGUGAUGCCACUGGACCCUAAGCUGGAGGGAAGGCUGAGUGUGGAGGGGUCAGAGCUCAUCCUGAAGAAGGCCAACAUCGCAGACUCAGGUGUCUUCAUAGUGACGGACCUGGCUGGCUUUACUGUGGCUCAUAUCCACAUAGGGGUUGACGCCUAUAAACUGCCUCCGCUGACUGUUGCCAUCCUCGCCCUGCUAAGCGUGAUCGCCUUCAUGCUGCUCCUGUGCCUGCUGUCCUGUGUCUACAGAGUCCACAAGAGGAACGAGAAGAACAAGAGGCUGAUUCUGCUCGCUCAGCAGGCCGGCAACGGAGAAGGAGAGGCUUUCAGACAGGUGGUCCAUGAUGCUUACACCAGGUUCACUGAGGAAUCUCUGACGCAGUCUGUGUGUGAGAACCCGUCAGAGAGCACAGAGGUCACCAUUAAGGGCCUGGAGGUGUCAAAACCGGGCCGCUAUCACACUCUCUCCUCAGACAACUUUUUGGAGAUGAGCGACUCGGGGGUGGAGUUCACCUCCUCUGGCCUCCCACUGGACAGCGACACGGACGCCGGCAUGACCUAUGCCUCCCACAAGCCCCUACUGAAUGCCAUCUCCCCCACAGCCAUGACAGAAGAAGUUCCCUCCGAGAGCCUGGAGACCACCCUAGCCCCCAGCGGGGACCUCGGCGCCAGCCGGACCCCUGACACUGCCAUGAGCACCAGCCCAGCCUCCAAUCCUCGCUCGCCUGCUGCUGCCACCCCCGAUGGCAGCCUGCAUGGAGCUGCGUCGCCGGGAGCAGCCUCUGGGGGCACCUUGGGGUCAGAUUCAGCCCAGAAAGAGGGAAGGGCUGAGAGCGAAGACGCAGGGCAGAAGGAGGAGUCAGCCCAGAGCACCUGAGAGGCACCAGUGUGUAUUUUAUAGUUCAUAAUCCUCAUACAGUAAUGACAGCCACAACAAUCUGGCUAUGUCCAUCAUAUCCAAACACCCCGAGUCCUCAAUCACUGCAUUUGAAAUGACGACACAGACUAAAUAUUCAUACUUGGAUCCAGAUGUCAUAUUAGACUAAAAGAAAAUGUUGCACAAAACGCACAAUACAAAAUGUAACGCACUGAGCACUGAAAAGUUAGAUGCAAAAGAGUAAACCCACACUCAAAAGAAAAAAAAAGGCAAUUAUGUGAUAUGGAAAAUGCAUGCAUUUAAAUUAAACAUUAAAGUAGAUAUCAUAGUUCAGAUCUACGGGAAAAUGCUGACGUUAGCGUAGACUGACCGCAUGCGAGCUUCACGGGCC
Molecule: messenger RNA, 2306 nt
Organism: Eleginops maclovinus (Patagonian blennie)
Lineage: Eukaryota; Metazoa; Chordata; Actinopteri; Perciformes; Eleginopidae
Exons: 10
Coding region: 185-1915 (576 amino acids)
Source: RefSeq, a predicted model, not a curated record